Molecule: messenger RNA, 819 nt
Organism: Sinocyclocheilus anshuiensis
Lineage: Eukaryota; Metazoa; Chordata; Actinopteri; Cypriniformes; Cyprinidae
Exons: 3
Coding region: 1-663 (220 amino acids)
Source: RefSeq, a predicted model, not a curated record
AUGUUUGAAGAGACAGGGGGCACAGCUAAAAUAAGUUAUAUCAUCUUUAUCUCUUUAAUUAUUUUUACAGAGCUGCCCACGGGCGUGGUGCUAGACAAUAUUAUCGACCUGACUGACGAGAACGAAGAGGAGGACGAACAUAAACCCGGACCAAGCAACACCGAUACACAGAAGCGUCCGAGAGAGGCUGACGAGCCGUCGGUCGCCCCCGAGAGAAAGAAAAGACUAGUUGUGAUCGUAACUCCGAUCAUAACGGUUGAAGACGCUGUUGACGACGGUGACCGAGAGCAUCUUAAUAAUGAUCAACUUAGGGCCGAGACUCCGCUGAACGAAUGGGAAACAGCCAGUUGGACCAGCGAACGUAGCGACGAUUUACAGCCGCUCGCUUUUCAAGAACCGGUUGAGGAAGAUGAAACUGAAUCACUGCCAGACUACCGGCAGAACGACGAUGUGAAUGAAAGAUUUGAUGCUUUGCGUGAAGAGAUGAUUAUCCGUCAGGAGUCUUUUCAUGAAGUGUUGAUUAACAGACAGGACGCUUUUUUCAACGACCUUCUCAACAGGCAGGACUCUCUGCAUGAAGAGAUGAUUAACAGGCAGACCGCUUUCUUCAAUGAACUUAUUAACCGAAUGGAUGCCCAGGACACGAGGGGUCACGACCAAUAAGGUAAUUUAAACCAGUAGCAUCAAACUUCAGAGAAUCGUUUGCACAUCAUGCGAACAUGGGGUGGCUGAAAAUGUUACUGUUGAUCACGUUUACGCGAGCAAUUGACUGUGAGACGUCAGGAUGAUAAGUAGUCUUUCUAGUCUAAACGAUGCUCU